Fusarium vanettenii 77-13-4 is the source of this 1791-nucleotide messenger RNA. RefSeq lists its product as uncharacterized. Bases 1 to 1791 code for a protein of 596 amino acids. NCBI's taxonomy places the organism in Eukaryota, Fungi, Ascomycota, Sordariomycetes, Hypocreales, Nectriaceae. The record is from RefSeq and is a predicted model, not a curated record. The transcript is spliced from 9 exons.
AUGCCCGCUCCCGUACGAAUUGCCAACUGCAGUGGGGCCACUGGCGAUGGCCCUGACGCCCUUCGCCGGGUUGUCAAAGAAGGUUCCGUGGACUUCGUUACGGCUGAUUACCUCGCCGAAGCCAACAUAGCCUGGCAAGCUCUUGAAAGGAGGCAGGAUGCCACCAAAGGCUUUGACAAGGAGUUUUUGAAAGCCUUUGAUAAGGAAGUGGCGCAAACAGUCGUGGAGAAAGGUAUCAAGAUCAUCCACAACGGAGGCGGCUUGAAUCCCAAAGGACUAGCUCAAGCCAUCGAGGAGCAGCUAUUGUCUUACGGCAUAGAUUCUCUGAAAGUUGCCUACGUCGAAGGGGAUGACGUUAUUGGAAUGAUUGACACCCUGAAGCAGUCCAGCGAACUCGUUCAUCUUGACGACGCCAGCAUUACCCUAGCGGCGGCUCAGGAAGACAUGUUAUGCGCCAACGCAUACCUUGGCAUGGGCGGCAUCGUCGCCGCCCUGGAUCUCGGCGCUGACAUUGUUAUUUGUGGACGAUGCUGUGAUGCUAGUCCUGUGAUGGGUGCGGCCGCUUGGUGGCACGGAUGGAAGUCUUCAAACCUGAAAGAGCUUGCUGGCUCUCUUAUCGCCGGCCAUUGUAUUGAAUGUGGCUGCUAUGCCACUGGCGGCAACUUUUCCGGCUUCAAGAGCAUCCCCGAGAACCAAAACCAGGGGUUUCCGAUCGCCGAGAUUGAAGCAGAUGGCAAAUUCCACAUCUUUCUUCAGGACCAGGCAAAGGGUCUGGUCAGUCGCGACACGAUCACCGCUCAAGUUGUGUACGAAAUCCAAGGACCCUUCUACCUGAACCCUGACGUGAUCGCGGACAUUACGAACAUUGAGAUCAGGGACACUGGAAAGAAUAGAGUCACUGUCACUGGAAUUCGCGGUCUGCUGCCUCCACCAACCACGAAGCUUGCAACAUGCUCUAUCGGAGGCUACCAGUGCGAGACUUCGGUAUACGCUGUUGGUCUGGAUAUAAAGGAAAAGUUGGCUGCGUUGAAGGGGGCAUUUGACUACAACAUCCCGGACAAAUCUGACUACCAAACCUUCCGGAUCGACCAAUAUGGUGUUCCGCAGGAGAAUCCCGCAUCCCAGGCCUUGGCAACCUGUCAAUUUCGAAUUUUCGCUCAAUCCUCUCGACAAGAGCCCCUCCGUCGGGUACAAGAGGUUUUGAUGGGCUAUUGGCUUGGGGGCUUCCCCGGGAUGCACCUAAAUAUGGAUUUCCGAACGAUGGAACCUAAGCCAUAUGUGGCCUAUCUACCAUUCCUCAUCAAGUAUGAUCAGUUAAGCGUACGAGCUGUACUUGGAGACCGCGUGGCGGAAAUUGGGAGUCCUCCAAACACAGCACCUUUCACUGGACAGAAAAUGGCAGAUGCUACCCCGCCUGAUGUCUCGGGCAAUUACGGCCCUACCAAAGAGGUAUGUCUCGGCACUAGGGUACAUGCCCGGUCGGGAGACAAAGGAUCCAAUGCGAAUGUUGGGCUAUGGGUUCAAGAAGACGACGAGUACGAAUGGCUUCGCUCAUUCCUAAGUCUCUUGACAUUCAAGACACUGCUGGGCGACGAAUAUGAUUCCAGAUUGACUCUGGAACGCUUUGAGCUGCCAAACAUUCGAUGCGUUCAUUUCCGCAUCAAGGGCAUUUUGGAUGGUGGGAUCAGUUCUACGCCUCGACUCGACGGUCUUGCCAAGAGCGUUGGCGAAUUCCUUCGGGCUCGAUAUGUAAACAUGCCACUUCGAUUUGUUGAACGUGGGGCAAUUUAG